GAUGUCGUAGCGUAGCAAUCGGAAUGCAAAGGAAAGUGUACAGUCCUGUGUUUUUUAAUUGUUUUCAAAUAAUUUAGUGGAAUUUAUCAUAUAGAAGGGUAGCUAAAGGUUUUUUUGAAAGUCGGUGUUCAUAUUUAUUUUAGUGUAUACUCGAAACGUGUCGAAUAUUUACAAUUUUUGGAAAAUUUUGUGUCAAAGAUGACUACUAUGACUGCAUUGCCAUUGGGUACGAUUGGUGAUCAUUUUGGUCUCAAAUGGGACCCAAAAAAUCUAGAAAUAAGGACAAUGUCAGUGGAAAAAACACUGGAGCCCUUGGUACUUCAAGUUACCACUCUCGUUAACACAAACGGGCCUUCCAAGAAGAAAAAGGGCAAAUCUAAACGUGCCAAUGCUUUAGUACAGACUGUUGAAAAGGCCACUGAAAAUUUUAUAGAAAAAGGCGAACAAAUCGCUUAUGAAAAUCCUGAUAUCACUGAGGAGAUGUUGGCUGCCGUUGAUGAAGUUAGAAAAACAGGAACUCAAAUGAGUAGAGAUGCUAGAGAUUUCUCAGAAGACCCAUGUUCAUCGCUCAAACGUAGCAAUAUGGUAAGAGCGGCCAGAAAUCUUCUCUCAGCAGUUACGAGGCUUCUCAUCCUGGCAGACAUGGUGGAUGUACACCUAUUGCUCAAAUCACUCCACAUUGUGGAAAACGACUUGGAAAAACUCAAAAUGGCUUCUAGCAAUGACGAAUUGUUAGACAACAUAGAAACAUUUAGACACAAUGCUAACGAACUGAUGAAUCAGGCAGCUAAACGGCAGCAAGAAUUAAAAGAUCCACAGCUCAGAGAUGAUUUGGCUGCUGCCAGGGCAGUGCUCAAGAAACAUUCAACCAUGUUGCUCACAGCUUCAAAAGUGUAUGUACGUCAUCCAGAACUUGCUGCAGCUAAAGCAAACAGGGAUUAUGUUCUGAAACAGGUUUGUGAAGCUGUUAAUACUAUCAAUGAUGUUGCUCAAGGUAGGGCACCUCCUGCUGCGGGUCCAUAUGAUGGACCUGGUGAAUUAGCAGCAGCUCUUGAUGAUUUUGAUGAACAUAUUGUCAUCGAACCUUUGGCUUAUAAUGAGGUUCAUACUAGGCCAUCCCUCGAAGAACGCCUGGAAAGCAUAAUCAGCGGGGCUGCGCUAAUGGCGGAUUCUAGCUGCACAAGAGAUGACAGGCGCGAACGCAUUGUUGCUGAAUGCAAUGCUGUACGUCAAGCACUACAAGACCUAUUGUCAGAAUACAUGUCAAAUAUGGGUAAUAAGGACAAGACAGAAAGUUUAGGAAAGGCAAUUGAUAACAUGAAGGGUAAAACUAAGGAUUUGAGGAGGCAGCUAAGAAAGGCAGUUGUUGAUCAUAUUUCUGACAGCUUCAUGGAAACAGGCAUCCCUCUUCUUAUUUUGAUCAAAGCAGCACAAAACGGCGACGAGAAGCAGGUUGAAGACUAUGCUGGUGUAUUUACUGAGCAUUCUAACAAACUCGUAGAAGUGGCUAAUUUGGUGUGUAGCAUGUCAAGUCAUGAAGACGGCGUCAAAAUGGUGCGUUACGCUGCUGCUCAAAUUGACUCACUAUGCCCAGAAGUCAUAAAUGCUGCCAGGAUUUUGGCAGCUAGGCCUCGUAGCAAAGUUGCUCAAGAGAAUAUGGACGCGUUUAGACUUACUUGGGAAAAUCAGGUGCGGAUUUUAACAGAUGCUAUUGAUGACAUAACAACCGUGGACGAUUUCUUGGCCGUAUCCGAAAAUCACAUCUUAGAAGAUGUGAAUAAAUGUGUGUUAGCUCUCCAGGAAAAUGAAGCUGAUACUCUGGAAAGAACUGCUGCUGCCAUUAGAGGUCGAACUGGACGGAUAGGAGUUGUUGUUGCAGCCGAGAUGGAUAAUUACGAACCUUGUAUCUAUACCAAAAGGGUUUUAGAAGCUGUAAAGGUGCUCAAUGAUCAAGUGAUGCCAAAGUUUACACAACGCGUACAAGUUGCCGUUCAAGCAAUAAUAAAUGGACAACAGGGUCAACCCUCUAAAGAAUUGGACGAAAAUGAAUUUAUUGAUGCUUCAAGAUUGGUCUAUGAUGGCGUCAGAGAAAUCCGCAGGGCAGUUCUUAUGAACAGGGCUGAUGAAGAUUUGGAUCCAGAAGAUGUUGAACUUGAUGAAAAUUAUACUUUGGAGACUAAGAGUAAAUCGAGUGCCCAUACAGGUGAACAUGGUGUUGAUGAAUAUCCUGAUAUAAGUGGUAUCACAACAGCCCGUGAAGCUAUGGGCAAAAUGCCAGAAGAAGACCGUAAGAAGAUCCUUCAGCAAGUAGAAUACUUCAGAAGUGAGAAACUCAAGUUUGACAGAGAAGUGGCUAAGUGGGAUGACACUGGUAAUGAUAUCAUCGUUUUGGCCAAACACAUGUGCGUUAUCAUGAUGGAAAUGACUGAUUUUACUCGGGGCAGAGGACCAUUGAAGACUACCAUGGAUGUAAUUAAUGCGGCAAAGAAAAUAUCAGAAGCCGGCACAAAACUUGAUAAGCUAACCAGACAAAUUGCGGAGCAAUGCCCAGAAAGUUCUACCAAGAAAGAUUUGAUAGCAUAUCUUCAAAGAAUCGCUUUGUAUUGCCAUCAAAUGAAUAUUACCUCUAAGGUAAAAGCUGAUGUGCAAAACAUCAGUGGGGAGUUAAUUGUAUCUGGUCUGGAUAGCGCUACAUCUCUAAUUCAGGCUGCUAAAAAUUUGAUGAAUGCAGUAGUAUUGACUGUUAAGGCAUCCUAUGUUGCAUCAACAAAAUAUCCAAGACAGGGAACUGUUGCGUCUCCAAUUGUGGUAUGGAAGAUGAAAGCACCUGAAAAAAAGCCAUUGGUGAGACCCGAAAAACCAGAAGAAGUUCGCGCAAAAGUUAGAAAAGGAUCACAGAAAAAACUCCAAAAUCCAAUACAUGCUCUAUCCGAAUUCCAGAGCCCAACCGAAUCAGUGUAAUUUUCUUUUUCUGUGGUAACUUACUAUUUCCUGUGGUAUUUUAUUUUAGAAGUUGCUGGUGAUAUAAAUUAGAAUUCCUUUCUUAUUCAUUUCUAUUAUUCCAUAUUUAUGCUGUAUCUGUCUGUCGUCCAUUUCCUGAAGUUGUAUAGAUUGUAUUGAUAUGUGUACAUAUCAGCAGUCUAUAGAUUUAUCCCAGAGAGCUUUUUUUAUAUCUUAUACAAAUAAUGUAUGUAUCAAUCAACCUAAAGACAAAUAACCAACUUAAAUUUCCUUAAAAGUUUGAAUUUUAAAUUGUACAGAAUUGACAGGAAGCUAAAAGCGAUAUUGCUUUGAGUAUAAAUUAAAAUUCAAGCAUGCAUUUUAAAAAAAUUAAAGGAAGAAAUGGUGUUUGUCAUAAUAUAUAAGAAGUAGUUAUAAGAAAUAUUCUGAAAGAAAGUUUAUGUUUAGCUCAAGACUGUCCAAUAAGGAUUGCAUUUACGUUUUUCGGACUGUCUUUAAUAUUUAAUGCAUUUAUUCUGGCUAGAGUUUGGUUAAUUGGUUGACUACAGUAGAGCUUAAUUAUUUUUUAUUUAAACAUUAUUUUAUACCAUACUGUAUUAUUUUCAAUAAAUAUAAAAAUAUUUAAAUAG
Molecule: messenger RNA, 3590 nt
Organism: Ceutorhynchus assimilis (cabbage seed weevil)
Lineage: Eukaryota; Metazoa; Arthropoda; Insecta; Coleoptera; Curculionidae
Source: the annotation of a GenBank genome assembly